Messenger RNA from Mercurialis annua (annual mercury), 762 nucleotides. RefSeq names its product PKS-NRPS hybrid synthetase cheA-like. Bases 1 to 762 code for a protein of 253 amino acids. The transcript is spliced from 3 exons. Lineage: Eukaryota; Viridiplantae; Streptophyta; Magnoliopsida; Malpighiales; Euphorbiaceae. The record is from RefSeq and is a predicted model, not a curated record.
AUGGACAUGGGAAAUCUGUUAGAUGAGGAUCAAGAAGUGCAGAGUCCUUACUUCAGAUCUUACAAGUCGUGCAAAAUUGAGUACAUAACAAUAUGCAAUGAGCCUGACUGUGAAUGGAAGUUGAGAGCGUCGAGAAAUAAAAAAUCAAGUGUAUUCAUUGUGCGAAAAUUUAACAAUGUACACACUUGCAAAGUUGGGGAAAGGAUGGCCGAUAAAAGGCAGGCAACGUAUGAUUUGGUUGGAAACUUCAUAAAGGAUAAAUACUCAAACUUCAAGACUAGGGGAUUAGAUCUCACAAAAGGACAUCCGACUGAUUCAUACCAAUUGCUGCCUUCUUAUCUACACGCGCUGAAAACAACAAAUCGCGGGUCUGUUGCUGAAUUGGAAAGAAGAGAAGACAGAUUUGUUUAUGUUUUUAUAUCGUUGAAUGCAUCAAUUAGAGGAUGGGGUUAUUGCAAGCCGAUAAUUGUAGUGGACGGUACGUUCCUCAAAGCAGCUUAUGGAGGAACUCUUCUAACGGCAGCGAGUCAAGAUGCAGCAAAUAAAAUUUUUCCUCUUGCAUUUUGUGUGGUAGAUUCUGAAAAUGAUGCUUCAUGGGAGUGGUUUUUUAACAAACUUAGAGAAACAUUCGGCGUGAGGGAAGGAAUGUGCAUUAUCUCGGAUCGACAUGACAGUAUUAGCAAAGAAAUUGAAAAGGUAUUCCCGGAAGCACAUCAUGGAAUUUGCACCUACCAUCUUUUCAAAAAUGUCAAGGCAAGAUAA